Staurois parvus is the source of this 786-nucleotide messenger RNA. The record is from the annotation of a GenBank genome assembly. Lineage: Eukaryota; Metazoa; Chordata; Amphibia; Anura; Ranidae.
AUGAACGCAGUUAUACAAUGUCUCAGCUCUACUUCCCCACUUGUUGAAUACUUCUUUUCUUGGCAGUUUGAGAACUUGACUGCUCGGAAGAAAAAGACAUUUGUGAAUGCCUUUGCUAAGCUUGUGGUGGACCUGUGGUUUGGUGAAUCUCAGUCUGUGACACCAGAAGACUUUUGGGAUGCAUUGUGUUGUGUUCACCCACCUUUUGGGAAGAUAAGUCAACAGGAUGCACAGGAACUGCUCAUAUACACUUUGAAUGGAUUACAUGAGGAUCUAACAAAGACUAUCAACAACAAAUCCUCUAACAUGGUGCAAGGUAUCAUUAUCAGGCAUACCAUAAGGAGUGCUUCCAAUACUCCAAUCACACGCUUUUUCCAAGGAGUUCUUAGCCAGACAAUAAUUUGUAUGGAGUGUAGAAGGAGAAGUUACAAGGAGGACAUUUUUACUGUACUUUCAAUUCCCAUACCUUCUGGAAAUAAAGCAUCUUUGAUGCAAUGUCUACAGUGCUUCUUCCAACAAGUCAUGUUGACCAGCACAGAUAGGAUAUUCUGCUCUUACUGUAAAACCAAACAAGAUGCUACAGUUGAAGUGAAGAUAAGCAAACCUCCAAAGAUUCUAAUUCUACAUUUAAAAAGGUUUGAACAUCAAGGCCGGGUAAGAAGAAAGCUGAAAACCAAUGUAACCUUUCCUUUAACCAAUUUAGACAUGUCACCAUUCGUAACAUUGUAUAACGUUACACUUUCAGAGUUUCACCUAUAUUCUGUUGUGGUGAGUAUAAUUGUUUAA